AGUUCGUCAGACACUUCGGUAGCUUGAUAGACAACAUAGACGAAACAAUAAAGCUCUUUAGACGCUUUAGUGUAUAUUAGCCACUGUGUCUUAAACACACUUCUGUCGUCUAGUUAGUUAUCAGAUUUAAUUUAAUAUUUACGGUGUUGUUAUUAUUGGUCAUCUUGCUGGCUGGUUAAGUUAGCAUUAGCCUAGCUAGCUAACAUCUCCGACCAUGAGUUCACUGAGCUGCUCUCCUCCUGCUAAAGAAGAGGAGGUCUGCUGGACGGAGAAAGAGGGUCUGUGGCUGAAUGUUGUCGUGAAAGAGGAGAAAGAAGAGGAGGAUGUCACUAUACAAAAACAAGUAGAUGCUGAGGCCACGGGAUCAGUGUCUCUGGACAGUUGCUGCUCUGAUGAAAUUGAGAGUGACACAGAAGGAAUGGAUGAAUCCUCUGUGAGUGACCACAGUUAUGAUUCCAGAGUGGAAGAAAUGUUUUUGGAAGGAAAAGAUCCACUUUUAGAUCAUGGUAGAGACUCUGACUCUGAUGACCUCUGGGUGCCACUCCAAAGAGACCACAGUCCUCCAUCCCCUACUCGUUCAAACGUAGGAACUGGUUCCUCCAGUACGCCCCCUGCUGUCUCUGACUCCACACCCACCACGGCCCGGCCAUCUAGAGGUGUGAAGAAGUCAGCCCAGAAGUGGAGGAGGGCCAGUGAACCAGCAGCAACUACCACCGAGGCAGAGGACCGUUGGCACACUGUGCUAGAAGAUGAUGUGGAGCCACUUCCACCAACAUUUAGACCGAGAAGGCAGCCGGGACCUCAGCUGGACAUGACUGCAGAGUACAGCCCCCGUCAUCUUUUCCAGAUGUUUUUCUCCUUGUCAGUUCUUGAUUCGCUGGUUUCUAACACCAACAAGUAUGGGGCUAAGAAACAAGCAGGCAAGAAAGAGGCCUGGAAGCCCAUUUCCAUCCAAGACCUGUACUGUUACAUCUCAAUGGUUAUUUACAUGGGGUUGGUGAAGUUGAAAACCCUGAAGAGCUACUGGAGAACGUCAACACUCUACCAACUGCCUUUCCCCACCACUGUCAUGUCUUCUAACAGGUUUCUGACUAUCUCGCGGGCCCUUCAUAUCAGUGACCCACAAGUUGACGACGACAAUGACAAGAAGAGAGGCACAGCAAGCUUUGACAGGCUCUGCAAAAUCAAACCUCUCUACUCCAGCAUGGUUGAGGCCUGCAAGACCCAUUUUCAGCCCAGCCAGAACCUGUCCAUAGAUGAGAGGAUGGUAGCCUCAGAGGCUAGAGAUGGCCUCAGACAACGUAUGUGUGGGUACAAACUGUUUGUUUUGGCCGACUCUGUGUGUGCCUACACUUGGAAUUUUUGGUUUACGAGGGUAAAUCCAUCUCCGCCAUCGGUAAGGGAGUUAGUUGUGAUUCCGUUGUGGAAUUAUUGGAUUUUCCACUGCUUGGGACGGGCUUCAAACUGUUUGUGGACAACUUUUACACAAGCCCCACCCUGUUCACAGACCUGAGGAAGCUGGAUGUGUGGGCUUGUGGCACCAUCCGUCCCAACAGUAGAGGUUUUCCCAAAACAAAAGUAAACGCCAUGCCAAGGAGGGCUGAUCGGGGACCAGCGAUGGAUUCGGAAACAUGACCUGCUCUUUGUUAGGUGGAUGGACGCCAGAGAGGUGGUGAUGUGCUCCACUAUCCACAAGUCCUUCAGUGGCGAUCACGUCAACAGGCGCGUGAAGGAUGCCAAUGGUGCAUGGACCACUAAAGAUGUCCCCAUUCCUGCUGCUGUGAAGGACUACAACAAGAGCAUGGGAGGUGUGGACGAGUCAGAUGCUCUG
Messenger RNA from Oncorhynchus masou masou (cherry salmon), 1831 nucleotides. Its product is annotated as piggyBac transposable element-derived protein 4-like. Lineage: Eukaryota; Metazoa; Chordata; Actinopteri; Salmoniformes; Salmonidae. The record is from RefSeq and is a predicted model, not a curated record. Bases 215 to 1513 code for a protein of 432 amino acids. The transcript has 4 exons.